Messenger RNA from Limulus polyphemus (Atlantic horseshoe crab), 2499 nucleotides. Its product is annotated as LIM and SH3 domain protein F42H10.3-like. Gene Ontology annotation, molecular function: actin filament binding. Lineage: Eukaryota; Metazoa; Arthropoda; Merostomata; Xiphosura; Limulidae. Bases 212 to 1120 code for a protein of 302 amino acids. Gene Ontology annotation, cellular component: focal adhesion. The transcript has 8 exons. The record is from RefSeq and is a predicted model, not a curated record.
CAGUAUUUGUACUCGAUUACUUGGUUAUAUGUGUUGUGUAUUAUACCUAUACUUUAGUUAGAGUCUUAGUUUCAUAUAUCAGUAUAUAUUAAAUCAUACAGUAUUUAGUAAUAAAAUAUUGUUUUUGGUUUGAAUUUUUGUGCGCGACCGUGAAGUUACACGUUUAUAAAAGAUACAUCGUGAAAAAUUGUACCAUUCCCUACAAAUUACAAUGAGUGCGAAAAAAUGUGCUAGGUGUGAGAAAACUGUCUACCCUCUUGAAGAGUUAAAAUGUCUUGACAAGAUUUGGCACAAAGGAUGCUUUAAAUGCCAAGAAUGUGGAAUGACUCUUAAUAUGAAAACAUACAAAGGAUUUAACAAACUUCCUUAUUGUAAUGUUCACUGUCCUCAAGCAAAGCAUACCGCUGUAGCUGAUACUCCAGAAAUAAGACGGCUUGCAGAGAAUACAAAGAUUCAGAGUAAUAUUAAGUAUCAUGAAGAAUUUGAAAAGCAGAAAGGAAAGUUCACGCAAGUGGCUGACGAUCCUGAAACUCUUCGAAUCCGUAAUACUCACAAAAUUAUCAGCAAUGUAGCUUAUCAUGGAGAACUCAUGAAAAAGGAAGAAAUGGAACAAAAACGCCACUUGGUGCCCGAAAAAAAUGGUGCUCCUCCAGUCUCAAGUGCCCUUCCUCCAGAGAGAAGCCAGCCACCACUUCCACGAAAUGUGGCCCAUGAAACCUCUAUAAAACGAGAAGUCAAAGAUUCCCCAUACUCUUCCAAACUUCAGUCAACUGUUAUCUAUACUUCAGAAGAAGGUCCAGUACAGUGUGUACCUUCACGGAAGAUUGGAUCAAUUGCUGACUAUGAUCCUCUGAAUGAAAACUAUGAUUCUGGAGCUUCAGGCUUCCGGUCAAACACAACCAAUUAUUCUGGUGGUGCCCCACCUUCACAAAAGUCGCUUGGGUGGUCUUUCCGAGCCAUAUAUGAUUACACGGCAUCAGAUGUUGAUGAAGUUACGUUUAUGGAUGGAGACCUAAUUGUCAACUGUACUCCCAUUGAUGAAGGAUGGAUGACGGGUACAGUGGAACGUACAGGACAGACUGGCAUGCUCCCAGCAAACUAUGUUGAGCUUGUAAACUAAUAAACCUGCACUUAAUUAAUCUCUAUAUGCCAGCUCCCUCAAACCCAUCAUUACUUGUCAUUUUACAUUCUUGUUACUAUAAUAACAUGGAUCUAAAUUAGUAUCUUGUGGAUGGAAGAUAACGAUGAAAUAUAUCAAAACUGUUAUUGUUAUAAAUGAUCUUUUAAGAAUGUUGUUUAUGCAAUUGCUUUAAAACUUCAAAUUUUGAUAUAUAAAUAAUUAAAAUCACUUGUAAUGAAAAAUACACUUUUUUUAUAUGAAUCUCAAAGGAAAGCCAUAGAUUCUCUAAUUCUGAUAAGUGCUACUGUAAACAGGUCAUUUUUAUUGUGAGAAGAAUUUUGUGUUAAAACUUUUUUAUUCAAAAAAGAUAUCUUGCAUUAAAUACAGGAGUUUAAAUAUGUUUUUUUUGGCAGCAGAUGUCAGUGACAUUUGAUAUAUGUAUAAAAAUAAGCACAACAUUUCUAUUAAAAUAUCAAAAUGGUAUUUUAACCCUAAAUGAAUGAUGACAAUUAUUUUGAACUUGUUUACACUAGAAUUCAUUUAUAUAUAUAUAUAGUUUAAAAAAAAAAACAGUUUUCUUCUUUUGAUGUUAGAACUUGUUAAACUAUAUAAUCGUGGUCCUACUUAGAAAGCAAUUUAAGCUAUGGCUCAAAAAAAUGUAAAGCAAAGCAACUGAGCCUAUUUAAUUUACUCUCGCUUUUGAACUGGUGAGAUUGACAAUUAAAACUGGAAGACAAAGACACACCUAUUAUUUUGUUUAUAGGUUUAUUACUUAUUCUCUCGAGAUUAAUGUUCCGUUAUCUUUUGCUAAGUCUUAUACAAUACAGAUUGUAAACAUUGUUGAUAUGAAUAGAUAAAUUAUGUUUAGUUAUUUUCUAUGCUUUAUUUUUUGUUCAAAAGUGUGUGUGUGUGUAUAUAUAUAUAUACAACCGAAGGGAAGAUCUAGCAAAGAACAUGAAUUAAGUGUGAUGUUACUUAUUAAUUGCUAGUACAUGACAUUUCUGAGAAAAGCAAUAAUUAUAAAUAUGCACCAAUUAAAAAAAAUCCUACACUUAUUUUUGCUCUCAUUUUUUGUGAACUAUAUGUAUGAUUAAGUUUUUUUUAAAUCUAUUAUAAUACUGUUAAUUUGUAAAGUUUCGCUGUGCUAUUGUUUCAUUUGUGGAAAUCAAACUUAAGAUUGACUAAAUAUAUUUCUACUAAUUACUUUAUGUUUUCCUUAGAUUCAUGUGUACUAAAAAUUUUAAUUGGGGAUGUACGAGUUCCCAAACUAAGUUGGUUAUAUUAAAAUCUACUUGGUUGUGUAGUUUAAUUCUUUGCAUGUAAUGUAACGUAUUUUGUUAUCAGUUUAUUUAGAAUAAAAAAUAAAAGGCUUCUUUUGA